Molecule: messenger RNA, 4626 nt
Organism: Melampsora larici-populina 98AG31
Lineage: Eukaryota; Fungi; Basidiomycota; Pucciniomycetes; Pucciniales; Melampsoraceae
Exons: 8
Coding region: 1-4626 (1541 amino acids)
Cellular component (GO): chromosome; nucleus
Molecular function (GO): nucleic acid binding; ATP binding
Source: RefSeq, a predicted model, not a curated record
AUGGAGGGAUCCAUGUUCCCUUGUGCGGACAAGGAUUGUGAUAUGGUGUUUCCUAAGAAGGCUAAACUUGAUGAGCAUCGCCGAGUUGCGCAUCAGCUCCAAGUAACAGUCAAACACAAUGGGGAUGUGUUUAUGAUUGACAGGGACUGCGAGCGAAUGUUCAGGUGUCCAAUUGGCAUGGGCCCACCGAUGGCACAUAAGGGGGUUCAGGAUGCUGGCACUGCUACAGUUAUCCCGUGUGGCGACGAGAUUGAAGUUCCUGAUGUGCUUACAAAGUAUAGCCUGGCGUGGAACAAGCGUUGUAAGAUCCUUAUAUGUCUGGAGUGCCAUGUGGGAGUCCAUGUGUCAGAGGUCUGGGGCCACGGGACCAGAGCACAUGCACCAUUUGACUACACAAAGGAUGAGGUGAAAGGGGAUUUGAUUGGUUACUUUGACCUAGUUGAGGGGAAUGUCUUUCCGCCUGAUUACCGUGCUGAUCUUCCUUGUGAGCCCGUGCAAGGGUUAAUGUGUUACAAUGGGUAUACUUGCAAGCUCUGCAACUUGACAUGGCCCUGUAAAAAGACCAUUGAUAAUCACUUUUCAAUGAAACACGCUGGCGGUAAGUACAGUUCAUUGUAUGGUACAUGCUUGGUCAAUGCUGAAGGUUUCUUUGAUUUGCCAGAUUUGCCUACAGAGGACGUGCGAAUGCUGCAUUGUCAAAGGGACAAGUGUCAGACCCUUUAUCUACACAACCGGACAAAAUCCUUUGCUGUGCUCCCUCAUGUGCCACAAUUUCAUGUUGGUUGGCAGCCUGGUGUCCUUGAGGAACAGGUGGUGGAAGAGUCAGAUCCUGUGAAGCGUCUUAUUGAGAAGCUGGAGUUGGAUGCAGUGGAGAUGACAGAUCACGGAGGCGAUACAUCUUUGGAGAAAGAACAAGCCAAUUGGAUCUAUGUUACUGGAAUUCAUACAUAUAUUCAGCUGAUGAUUGAGUCUGGAAAGACUGUUCCAGAGCUAGUGAUUCAGGUUGAAGGCAUUAAUAGUCUUGAAGUGAUGGUACCCUAUAUUGCAGCAUGGAUUGACAAGACCAUGAAACGUCUGCAUGAGACUGGACAACUUGUGAAGCGUCUGUGUAUGGCGGAGACAAGACACUUUUCUGAUCCACAUUGCCCCAGUGAAUUGGAAGACAAUAAAGGUCUGAUGCCACUACAGGAAAAGGCUUCUGGUCUCAAGUAUGCUCGAAUACUCGCGACUUUUAUGUGGUACUUGAUAUGUCAGGCCGAAACCCCUCUGGAUCCCGAUUAUCAGUUAUACAAUGUCACCAAAGCCUCUGUGUUACGAUUACGUGAUGUGGUUGCGCCUAUGCGACCACCUCUCAAAGUCCCAGGGCAAUCUGACGAAUCGGACUAUACUAGGAUCACCAACAAUCCUGUGGGGAAACAAGUGGGCAAGGUAUUGUGCUCGGUAUUCCAAGUGAGGACUGGGGGAUGGAGUAAGCAGUAUCAGACCCCGCCAAUGCAGUUCUUGGCACUUUCGACGCUGAAGGCCGAUGGAUCCUACCACGACUCUAGUCUACUUACACAUCUGAUUGCGGCAAUACAAUAUGCAACACGUUUGGCAUUUGCUGAGCAGUACCUGGAUACUCCACGAGGAGGCUUUGACCCUGCGGCGGAUCCACUUCAGCCCAUCAAGGAUGAUGAUCGCAGUCUAUUUGAUUUCUUGAGAAAAAAUGGCCCUGGUCCUUUCAACUGUAUCAGGCAGCUGAUGCAUUUAGUUAGCACCUUUGUGUUGUCAGAGGCCCUGCCAGACACUACUUAUUGGGCGGAUUCAGCACUAGAGAAACUGGAGGUUGAGAACAAGAGGGUCACCAUUAGCGGAAUACGGAAUUGCAUUCACUUACAGCAGAAGAAGGCUGAUGCAGACUUGGCCAAGCUGCUCAAAGGUUGCAAGAUGCCAGCGUUUGAUCUGGAUUUGUACAAGGAAGAACCUCAUAGUAGGAAGCCAUUUACCAACUUUCUGGACCAUUUGGGUGACGAGCAUCGAAAGUAUGGGCAUCAUCUGUUGAAAGAGUGGGUUCGGCGGAAGGACGUGCAUGGGUUACUGAGUGACAACUGGAAGAGUAGUAUGGCCAACAAUACCUCUAUAUAUGAUCCGGCGCUUUGGAAAAGGUCUGCCAUGCUAGAAUGGUUAGAUGCGUUUGAUAGACUUCAAGAGCGAUUGUACUUUCUAUAUCAUGUAGCAUCGGGACGAUUUGUGUUUCUGAUGUGGUAUCACAAGAGUCGGAACAUUACUGGCAAGAACAAGCCAAGAUUGACGUUCCUGCCUAAACGUCACAGCAUGUUAUGGUUUUACUAUCUAGCAUUCCUUCGCCCCACUGCUAUUUUCUUUCUCAAAGCAGUCAAUAGCAAAGAUAUUGCAAGCCAGAUGGCCACUAAACUGUGGGUGCACACCCGCAAAGGGCCUUUGGAAACAUCUCACUUCACAAAUAUCCUGAAACGCAAGUUUGCAGAAGGUGGCAUAGCCCAGCUGGGUAUUUCAGGAUGGCGGCACGUCUCUGUAGCUAUUGUGGAUGCACACAUCAAAGACCAUGUGGAUGUAUUGGAGUCAGGGAAGAAUGCUAUCAUUGACUGUCAAAGAGGCCAUAACAGUGCAACUGCCAAUGCGUCGUAUGGAGGGACAGGUGGUUAUGAUGUGGAUCGAGAGUCUGAGAAGCGAUACAAGGCAGCCAGCAAGGCAAUGCACAGGUUCUGGGAAAUUGACGGCCCAGUGCAGAGUGGGAUAGCUGAUCCGCCCACCGAUAAUCCAAUCCCGGCUGGUGAACUCUUGGAGCUUGCGCUGGAGAAGUAUACAGGCAUACGGCAAGCUGGAACAAGGACUCCCUUUCAGGCAGAUUGGCUCACGAUGUUGUUUGGACGCAAUCACGACAUGCUGGUGGUAGCGCGCACGGGAGGUGGAAAGUCUUUGGGUUACAUGCUGCCACCUCUGGUGGAGCACUCUGGUAUUACCGUGGUAGUACAGCCUCUGGUGGCCCUAGUAACUGAAACCUUGGAAAUGUUGAAGGAAAAGGGUAUAAACCAUAUUGUGUUUCAGGCUGGUGCAGAAUGUGUGAUUGAGAAGUGGCAUAGGGUGGUGGUAUGUACAACGGAUGCUGCAGCUGAAGAAGAGUUCUAUGGCAAGUUACAACGCCACAAAAUCAAUCAAAUUAUCAUUGACGAGGCCCAUUGCUACAAAGACGAUGUUACAUACAGACGGUACUCUAGUGGCGUAGCAAGACUAAGGCAGCUCAAUGCCCCUUUUGUGUUUAUGACUGCAACAAUGCAAAUCGGCCAUGAGGACUACCUGUAUUGGCUGUUUUGUAUCACGAAUGUGAAGGAGUUUACAGAACCCACUGGACGACCAGAACUUCAGUUUAAGACGGUGAGAAGCAGCAACUGGGAGGCUAUGAUAGCUCAAGUGGGGGAUAUUGUGACUCACUCUGGUCUGGUGGAUUGUGAUCGUAAUAUUUUAUUUAUUGAGAACAAAAAAGAAUGCAACAAUGCCAUGGACGACUUGAAGAAAUUGUAUCCGAACCUAUCCAUCACAAAAUACUAUUCUAAAUUAGAAGAAGGUGAAGGAGCAGCAAAUGUCAAGUUAUGGAAGACGACCCCCAAGUGCUUGAUGGUUGCGACUAGUGGAUUUGGAGCUGGCAUCAACUACAAGCAUGUGAGGAAUGUGAUGAUAUUCGGAUUGCCAGAAAAUGAUACUGAGAUCAACAAGUGCUUCCAAGAGGCCGGCCGGGCUGGUCGGGACAUGAAGGCAGCCACUGUGUGGUUAUUCGAGACUGGCAAGCCUGAAAAAGGCAGUUUUGCUGAGAAGAUCAUGGACGAAAGGAGGUGCAUAGCUGAGACCUUUGCAGUGCCUUUGGAUGGUGAAGCCAGAGAUUGUACCGCGGUAGGAUGCUCCAACAUGUGUUCUCAUUGUACGGCCAAGAGUGCAAGCGCAGGUCACAAGCGUAAGGCGAUAGAAGAAGAAGAGCUACCAUUACCCGGGACGCAGGCCAUGUACCUGGCCAAUGUGAAGCGGGCCUGCGUGCAGGCCAACAUAGUUGAUCAGAUUGCCUUACAAAUCGUCAAGGUCCGGCGAGAAAUGGCAGGCCUGUGUGGGUACUGCCUUGCUAAGUCACACGAUGAGACAAGGCAUGGAGACAACGGCAACAAGUGCGACAAGAUUGGCUGUAUGCGAUGUACCGGAGGUGAUCAUCAAUGGUCAACGUGUAAAGCGAUAGAAAUGUCCAGAGUACUUGGCAAGAAUGGCAGUGCUGCUUACCGAUUAUGUCACUUUUGUGGUCUUGGGGAUGGACAUGGGCAGGACAAAUUUCAUGAUCAGAGGAUUCAAGGCCAACUGAAGCGCUGUGACAGUGGCCUUCAAAACGUGUGUGACCAGUUUUGCUGGUACCAUUUUCAUAAUGAGAGGAAUUUGUUAAGUAGUCUCAUCAAGAUUCUCAAAACCAGUGACAGAGUUGUCCAUAUGCGCGUUGCCGAUGUGGGGCAUUUCCAACAGUGGCUCGGAGCACGCGGAUGGCUGGGAUGUCCUUGGGCCAAUAUGGUGACUUUGUUCAUUGUAUUACGUUAUCCUGAUAUGCGCAAACUUGCUCAAUCAUAUGUAGGUUGA